AGUCACUUAAUGAUACGCGAAGGGGACGGUUGUACGCUUACUUAUCGAGCCCGAUAUUCACGCGGACAACUGGGUCACGAGCGGCGCUUUUGAAGUGUACGUGAUGCGUGCGUGAGCGCAGCGCAUGACGUGCUACGAAACGUUGAGAGCUUCGGCACCCGCCGCAGACGCCCCCAUGGCGCACCACUUUGUCAAGUGGUGGCGCAACAAGUUUAGAAAUGGAUAUAAGAAAUUUAGUCUUGGUACGGAGGGCGACCGAACUGACACUGAAGAAUUAGUGGGUCGUGCAGCGUCUCAGUGUUCCGCUCCGCCAGAUCUUCUACCAAGCGAAGCAAGGGUUUUGUUACAGCCCGCUACUCCGCCUCCUAUUCCUGCAAGGAAAUCGGACCACCUUCCCAAAAGGUUACCAUCGCCUGAAAGGUCCGCGGAAAACGCUGAUGACAAACAGCCCAGAUUACGAUUUGAGGAAUUAACAUGUGAUGUUGAACUGAAACAUCCAGAAUCAUCUAAACAGCAACCGCUACAAUUCUCCUUUACACUUUACGACCUCGAUGGACACGGUCGAAUGACAAAAGAUGAUAUAGCCGGAAUAGUGUCGACGAUAUACGAGUCGAUAGGAAAAUCGGUCACGGUUCCGCAUUACGGAUCCAAAACUAUACAAGUACGCUUAACGGUUGUUCCGGAGGACGGGCGAACGCGUGACCAGUGUGACAGGGAGAGGAGAGAGGGACGGAAGAAAUAUAGAAGAGAACAGCUAUCUAACGCCAACGUUACGACACCCAUUGACGGAGUCGAGAAUAGCGAAGAUGAACAUCAAGACAGAUUAUCUAACGAUGAUGUCGCUUCUUCUAAAUCGUCGUGUUCUGGGGAACGUCAACCGCCGCAAAGACCUGCGCCGGUUCUGAGGCAAAGGUAUCACAGACACGCGCGCAGGGAAGUGCGCGAAAGAAAGCACGCGAAAAAAAGAUCGGGAAGCUUACAGCGUCGCGAAUUACUUGAAAUAAUACAGGCGAACAUGGAAAAAAAUCAUUUGAGUUUUCAAACUUCAAGAAAGCCUUACGAACCAGUUGUCCAUGAAGAAGAAAUCACGAAUAAAUAUCAUAAGCUUAGAAAUAGAUCGUACACCGUCAAUGAGAAACCGUUGAAGUAUCAAAAGAAACCAGAAACGUCGAACGGGUACUUAGAUUUGGCGAGUGGUGGUGACUCGAAUCUUUGUAGGUAUGAUAGGUAUUUGCACGCGGUUAUUUGUUCAUCAGCGCGGCAUGCUCAUACUGGUUACCAUCAAAAGCAACCUCGAAUAAGUCGGCAACCCCACAACAUGGCGAACCCAAAAUCACGCUCCCACGAUCUACACAAGCAAUCAAAACAACCGAGAGUACUCCAAAUUAUAUUUUUAUAGAAUUUAUGUAUGGACAUCGUCGAUAUCAGACUUUGUCCUCCUUACAUUUUAUAAGGUUAUACAAAAAUAACGUUGUACUGCACUGAAAUUGAAAGUUUUAGGCGUUGGUAAACGGAACAACAGAAUAUAAUAUAUAAACGGAAUAUAAACAUUGACUUUCAAAAGCAAAAAGCAUACCACAAAAAUUUAAUUAAAUGUAGGGGAUCGAUCUUUUAGAAUUACUUAUUUAUCAUUCCAUGCUUAGCAUAGUCAGAGUAAACACUUGUUUGAAUAGAUUAAUAGUGUUUUUUUUCUUGCAAGUGUUACUUAAGAUAGGUACUGUUUUUUAAAUGCUUAUUUGCUCUGCUCCUUGAUGUUACACUAAAAUAUAAAUAAAAAUAUUAGAGGACAUAAAUGUAAGAUAUUUCAGUGAAAAUUAAUUGUACAGUGCCUUACCUUUUAGCAACAUAAUUGUACACAUUUCGCUUCAACAAUUGUUUGUUGAAACUACUAACAUUUUACUCAAUGCUCAUUAGAAUCUAGUUGUAGAUAUAACACGAAAAACUCAUUGAGGAGUUAUAGACUGAUUUUAGACUUAAGUAUAAGGUGCUCGGUUUAAGAAAGAAAUAUUAUUCAAUAAAUCUUGUUGUGUUUACUAAACAGAGUACUUAACUGCUUGUAUUACUACACCUACAGCAACAUGGUUCAGUUGCUGGCUUUAUUAUUCAUACCAGUGUUCUUUUGUUUUCGACGUUGCAUUACCAUUAUCAGUAUUCAUUAUUUUAAGUUAUUUAAUGAAUCUCUAAAAUGUUUUAUCUACCUCUAAUUUUACUUUAUUAGUUUAUACAUUUUUACAAAUAUUUAUUGUAACAGCUAAAUCCUAAAAUUAUGUUAACAUUUGUGAUAUUGAGUGAAUGACAAUCAUGACAAUGUUUCACUCGAAUUUUAUAUGCUGUAAGAUGGAACAAUAUCUAAAAAUCAUUGUACAAAUAUUAUUAUUAAUUGUUUAAUGUUUCAUACUUUUAACACAGAUUUGUUAUUGUUCCAUUUUAAUUGUAAAGUGUACAAAGCGCUCGAUCUUGUCAAAACUAUUUAUUGUGAAAUAAAAUCCUUGAGGUUGAAAAA
Melitaea cinxia (Glanville fritillary) is the source of this 2503-nucleotide messenger RNA. RefSeq names its product protein naked cuticle homolog (gene nkd). Gene Ontology annotation, molecular function: calcium ion binding. Gene Ontology annotation, cellular component: cytoplasm. The transcript is spliced from 6 exons. The record is from RefSeq and is a predicted model, not a curated record. Gene Ontology annotation, biological process: negative regulation of Wnt signaling pathway. Bases 125 to 1399 code for a protein of 424 amino acids. Lineage: Eukaryota; Metazoa; Arthropoda; Insecta; Lepidoptera; Nymphalidae.